Molecule: messenger RNA, 1845 nt
Organism: Acanthoscelides obtectus
Lineage: Eukaryota; Metazoa; Arthropoda; Insecta; Coleoptera; Chrysomelidae
Source: the annotation of a GenBank genome assembly
AUGGUCCUAGAAUUUGCAGCGCUUAUUGUGGCUGCAAACGCUGUCGAACUAGUUUAUCACCUUAUAUGCGACGUUCAAAAACUGUCGCUUCGUUCACCAGGCGGUUACCUCCUGACUCGAGUAGAAGGUAAAAUAGGCUCGCCCGAGAAACCUCUCAGCGACUUAGGACUAAUUUCCUACCGCUCCUACUGGAAAGACGUCUUGUUGGGCUACCUUUGCUCCAGACCCGGCACGCAGCUUUCGGUCAAGGACAUUAGCCAGGAAAUGGCGAUUCACUCUUACGAUAUAGUAUCCACGCUUCAAGCGCUAGGAAUGAUGAAGUAUUGGAAAGGGAAGCAUAUUAUUCUCAAAAAACAGGAUGUUUUGGACGAGUAUGUUGAAAGGGUGAAAAAACGGGGGUCUCUGCUCAAGGAGGUUGAUCCUAGUUGCUUGAGGUGGACGCCUCCUCAACCUGCGUCGGCUUGAAAGAUUGUUCAAAUCAACUAAGAGUCGCAGCAUUGAUUAACAUAUUCCGUCAGAAGCAGAUACCGAUAAUCGGUCGACACUGAUACAUCAGGAGCCGAUAUAUUGGCGUAAAUGAUCGUUUCUUUCUUUCCGUACACAAUCAAAUGUAUUUGCGUUCAAUGCCCGAACAUAUUCUACUUGAAGAUAGAUAACCUAAUGCUAUAUUCGCGCGUCCAAAAAAUUAAUCGAGAUAAAAUGAGAUACCGUCGAUGAGAAUUAGGUUCAGCUGUUUCUCUACUAUACAGGCUAUAUGAACAGUUCCGGAACCCCACGAUAAUUUGUGAACUAAUGAAAAAAUUGAGUCCCGCGAUUGAUAGGAGUUUUCCCCAACUAUCGAGUGGUGACCUUGAAUUUUACCAUGACAGUCAAGGUCAUUUGAAGUCAAGCCAAUUUUUUUUAAGGGGAACCGCCCAUUUUUGGCUCCGUAAAUGGAAAGAGCGGAGAAUUUUACGUUCAAAUAUGAUAUUGCCCUUAGAAGAUCAGGGUCAAACCCAAGUACGAUUAUAUUACUUGAAAACCAGUAGUCAUAUAAGGAAACUACAAAGACAUUAUUUUCGGAGUUUUUCACGGAUAUUCAAUGGCGAGCAUUAACGAUGCCGUUCAAGGAAACGUGAAGGUCAGGCUAUUUUUGUAGCCAGGGACAAUCCUGAAGGAACAGUGAAGUUAGUUUAUUUAAGGAUAAUACAGUUUUCUGAAUUAUUUUGAAAUAAAAGGUAAACUUGUGUAUGACCUUGCUGGUUAAAAGUCCAAGGUCAAAUUCCAAAAAUGGUCAAGGAGAUAAAACAUAACAUAAAAUUUUUCCUUUUCUUCCAUUCCGCGGUCAAAAUCUCCCACUUAAAAGAAAGUUGUUAUUCUUCAAAUGAUUUUGAAGGUCACGACCAAGGUCAGCUCCAACAACAUCAUUCGAUAUCCGAGGAAAAAUCAUGAAAAUAUUGUCUCGGUAGUUUCCCUAAACGACUACUGGCUUCCAAGUUAUAUCACCGUACCUGGGUUUGAUCUCAACCAAGACCUUCUACGGUCACAAUUCAAGAAUAUUCAAAAUCAUAUUGGAACGUAAAAUUUUGCGCUUUUUCCAUUUAAAAAAUUUAAAAACCGACUUGACUUUCAAAUGUCCUUGAAUGUCAUGGUUAAGGUCAAAUCCAAGGUAACCAUGGGAUAGCUGGGGGAAUACGUCUAUCAAUCGAGGAACUUAGUUUUUUCCUACCACUAAAUCUUCGUGGGGUUCCUUAACUUUUCAGACAGCCUGUAUAUACUGCAUACGAGUAUACUGAAAGGGUUAGUGUCUGACAGAUGGCUCUGUAAUCACCUGUAUGUUCGUGUAUGCUUAUAAAGGUAGCGCCA